Molecule: messenger RNA, 4524 nt
Organism: Alligator mississippiensis (American alligator)
Lineage: Eukaryota; Metazoa; Chordata; Crocodylia; Alligatoridae
Gene: ENTPD1
Product: ectonucleoside triphosphate diphosphohydrolase 1
Exons: 11
Coding region: 1650-3230 (526 amino acids)
Biological process (GO): nucleoside diphosphate catabolic process
Cellular component (GO): plasma membrane
Molecular function (GO): UDP phosphatase activity; GDP phosphatase activity
Source: RefSeq, a predicted model, not a curated record
GCUGCCGGCGCGGGUCUGGUACAAGACACCAGAUUGGCCCACGGGCGCUCGCGGCGCCGCUCCGACGGCAGGGGCAGCCGGCGGUUGCUGUCGGCAGCGCUGCGCCGUGUCCCGCGUGGGGCUCAGCGGCUGCCGGCGCCUGCGGGGAGCGCGAGGUCCGGGGCAGGGGCAGGCGCGUCCCGGCAGACACGGAAGAACAGCAGAGGCGGACGAAAGGCAGACCUUGAGCCGCGCGGAGAAUUGCGGCGCUGCCCGGCUGUCGCUGCCCGGUGCUGAUAACUGUGUCCUCGCGCUCCUCCCCGCGCCGUCCUCUCGCCGGCUGGCGGCAGCUGGUCGGGGGUGCACGGGGCGCACCUGCCCCCGACAGCUGACACUGGUCCUGUCGGUAGGGCUGGUGCCCCCUGACUGGGCGGCAUCUGCAGGUGCCCCCAGACUCGGGAGGCACCAGACGUUCAUGUUCUCACCUCAGCUUCAGUCCACACCUCAUACCCUUCUCCCCUGCUUUACCCCCAGACCACCGUCUGUGAAAAGCUCCUGUGCCCUCAGGUUUCUUUCCGUGCAUCUGGCUCCCUUAUCUUCAGUCCCCUCAAGGAACUGCAGGAAGCAGGUGCUAUUUGCUGGCACCGUGAUGUUCGUCCUGCUGGUUGCGUGGUACCCAUUUGUAUGGCACAAAGCAUAACGGGGUCCCAGUCUCAGUCCAUCGUAGACACAGUUGAAUAUUGAUCGCUAACAAAGAACCGCGGGAGGAUGGAGAUGCGGUGCUCUGGGAAGGCCGAUGGACUGGGUAGGGGGGUAAGAAACACCACUAGGUGCCGCCAAGCCUGUGCCUAGGCGCACCGAACGUGUGCAGUCAGUGGUCUGCCUCUACGGAGCAAGGGAGCAACGGCCACGUUGAAGACGACGAGGGAAAUCGUGUUGCGGGGGUGCAAACAAUCUUGUUUGUGGAAACCCUGAGCAGGGAAAACGUACUACUCCUAGGGAAGGAGGCGUGUGGCCUGACAGGCCAGCGCAGCACAGACCGAGACAGGCAAGGAGACAGACUGCUGGAAGAAUUGGACAACUAGUCUUUUGGGAGCACAGAAACUCUGAACGUUUAGUCAAAAAGAAAUUCUUUGCCUCCUGUAUAGUUUCUGAAAGCCCUUCCCUGGCCGUCCUGUUUGGAAUCCACCUGGUUCAGGAGACUUGUCCCUGCCCACCUGCUUUGUUGGGCACAGUCAUAUGAAUUCUGUGCCACCCUGCGAGGGUGGACCAUCUGCCCCUUUCCCCUGGAAGAGCAGGGAGCGAUCUCGCAGAGAGGGUGCUGAGGCCCAGGGGCCACUAGUUGUUUCAGGGCAGGUAGGUAGAGGAGCGGCUGUGUUUGAAAAGAAGGGGGAAGGGAGCAUAUCAGCCCCUGCUCGUUUCUUCCCAGCCUGGUACAAGAGCAGUAGGCGGGAGCCUUCUCUGCUCCCUCCUCUCCUGCAAAAAUGGAGAUUUUUCAGAAACAGGAGCUGGCUCCUGGGCUGCCUGGAGGCCUCAGCAACUCUAGGAGGACGAGCGGAGGAGGAGCAGAAGGGCCCACAUGAGCCUCUGAUGCAGAGAUCCAGGAAUCCUGAGCACGCACCACCACCUCUCCUGCGGUGCCCAAGACUGCUUCAUCCGUUGUUCUAGAGAUGGACGUGGACACUCGUGCAUCUUGCCAGAGCCUGCCCUAUUCUGGAAGUGCUGGUGCCAAACCGAAGAUGGCCUCAACCAAACCGAAGAUGGCUGUGCUCAUCCUGGGCUUCCUCUUUGUUUUGGCUGUGAUCGCUUUAAUCACCGUGGCAGUGACCCAGAACCAGCGGCUCCCAAAGAACAUUAAGUACGGGAUUGUGCUGGAUGCUGGCUCGUCUCACACUAACCUGUACGUGUACACAUGGCCAGCAGAGAAGGAGAAUGACACUGGGGUGGUGCAGCAGGUAGAAGUGUGUAAAGUGGAAGGCCCAGGCAUCUCGGGGUAUUCCCAGGCUGUGCAGAACGCUAGCCGCUCCCUGCAGCAUUGCUUGGAGAGAGCCCAGGAGGUGGUUCCACAGCAACAGCACCAGGAGACGCCUGUCUAUCUCGGAGCAACGGCUGGCAUGCGGCUGCUCAGCUUGGAGAACAGGCAUGUAGCAAUGGAGGUCCUGUCUGCAGUGGAGAACAGGCUCCGCUCAUCCCCCUUCAACUUCCAGGGUGCCAGGAUUAUCACUGGCCAGGAGGAAGGAGCCUAUGGCUGGAUCACCAUCAAUUACCUGCUGGGCAGCUUCAAGCAGUCGGGCUGGCUGAACUUCCUACCCAAGCUGACCUCCAUCAAGGAGACGGUUGGAGCCCUGGACCUCGGUGGGGCUUCCACACAGAUCACCUUUGUGCCAGAGCAGGAGCAGAGCGAGUCUCAAGAAAACUCACUGCACUUCCGCCUCUAUGGCAAGAGCUACAACGUGUACACGCACAGCUUCCUGUGCUACGGCAAGGACCAGGCUCUGCGCAUGAAGCUGGUCAGAGACUUGCAGAACGCCGAGACGGCCCGGCUCCAGGAUCCCUGCUUUCACACUGGCUACGAGAGGAACGUGAGCAUCCGUGACCUCUAUGCGAGCCCCUGUACAGCUAACUACAAGCAGUCCCUCGCGUUCCCUCAGCUCCACGUUGUGGGGAGUGGGGAUUAUCAGGCCUGCCAAACCCGCAUCGAGGAGCUCUUCAACAAAACCUCUUGUCCUUACUCCAAAUGCUCCUUCAAUGGGAUUUUCCAGCCUCCAUUACAAGGGCACUUUGGGGCAUUUUCUGCAUUCUACUUUGUGAUGAACUUUCUGAACCUGUCAGCAGACAGCAGCCCGGCCCCGCUGAAUAGCGCGAUAAGCACCAUGAAGAACUUCUGCUCCAGACCUUGGUCUGAGGUGAAGGCAGCAUAUCCCCAGGUAAAGGAGAAGUACCUCAGUGAAUACUGCUUCUCAGGGACCUACAUCAUCUCCCUGCUGAAAACUGGCUAUGAGUUCAGUCUGGAGACGUGGCAGCAGAUCCAGUUCCUGGGAAAGAUUGGCAGCAGUGAUGCAGGCUGGACUCUGGGCUAUAUGCUGAAUCUGACCAACAUGAUCCCUGCAGAGCAGCCCCUGAUGCGGCCCCUCUCCCAUGCCGGCUAUGUGGGGCUCAUGGUGCUGUCUUCCCUGGUGCUGGUGGGUGCGCUGCUGCUGGGCUGGUGCAUCUUCCGCAAGCCAAGGUGCCUGAGGAAGGGCAUCGUGUAGCAAGACUCGGGUCCUGCAGUGCAGACUGUCGUGGGGUCCUCUGAGUUCACUGGCAGGACCAGCCCAACCCGGCAGAGCCCCACCUGCCUCUCACUGACGCUGCUGACUCUACAAGGGAAUUUGUUCUUUGAUCCAUGCCUGGCACUGACGGGCCGCACGCUGUGUGCACACUACAGGCUCCAGCUUUCCCUGCCAGGGACAUAUCAUAAUGCCCCCUUCAAGAGCAGGCCACAUAAAGCAGCAGCAGCAGCUUCUUUCUUCCCUGAACCUUUGCUCUUUGGCUUUGUCUUGCCCACAGCAAUAGAGCACUGGUCCCCAUGGCAGCGAUCCCUGUGAUUCAGGGGCACCCAGAUGCUGGGAGGUGAAUCUCAGGGCCGCACCUGCCAUUGAAAUCUCAGUGCCAUUGCACUGCAGAGAAAUCUGGUCUCACUCCCCUUGCAGUAGCCACAGCAGGCCUUCAGGUUCCCUUGAGAGUGGGGCAGCUGCACCGGUCUAAGUCCAGCUGCUCCCCUUUGCCUCCUGGCCCCUGCAGCUCCCCAAAGCAUCCUGCACCCCAGCUCUGUUGGCUGGGUACCACCCAGGUGGGCUGGCCACACACCUGAACAUGUAGCAGGGACAAGCUGAUGUGAGGGGUUAAGGAUUGAGGUCACAAGGUUUUGAGGCAGACACCAGCCCUUAGCUGGGUGCCAGCAGCUGGCUCAGAUGUGAAAUACUGGGAGGCAAAAUGUCCUUUACAGGGAGGAAUCCUUCCCUUCCAGAGCCUGGCCCUAGCCCAGCGUAGGCCCAAAGCAAGCACCCGGUCCAGACAGGGCUGUCCCGUCGCCUCCGUGUAAUGGACCUGUGUGUUGGGUCACACGUUCUUAGCCCAGCUCUGCUGAACUCUCCAGGAAUUGCUAACGAUGGUGAAGGAUCACGUGCAAACAGCUAGCCCUUGAUUCCUGCCCCUGGGGAAACAGGUCCAGCAGAGGCUGUGCAGCUGUCCAGCAGCACGGCAGUGCUCUGCCAGUGGGCAAAGGGCUGUUCCCAAAGUUUUUAAGAGCAGGCUGGACAAGCCCUUGUCUGGGGUGGUUUAGAUGGGGAGGAUCCUGCCUGGAGCAGCAAGCUGGACUGAAUGUGACCCCCUGGGGGCCCUGCCAGCCUGGCUUUGCUAUGACUCUGUGCUGGUCACGGAGGAAGCAAGGCCUAGGAGGGGUGUUUAUUAGGACACUGUGCCAGUGCAACUGAAACACAUGGGUACUGAUGGACUUGCACAUUGUGUUAGCAAUGGAAAGAAAAUUAAAGUCGCACUCUGGAA